Messenger RNA from Ilex paraguariensis (yerba mate), 240 nucleotides. The record is from the annotation of a GenBank genome assembly. Lineage: Eukaryota; Viridiplantae; Streptophyta; Magnoliopsida; Aquifoliales; Aquifoliaceae.
AUGGUAGAGAGGCUUCAGGGGACAGCUACAGUUGUUAUGAAAGAAUUUCUUGAUAAAUACAUGAAGAAUUCUGAAGUUUCAAACUCAAAACCAGUUGAGGAAGUGGGUAGUUUUCAAUUGCGGAAAAGGAAUUCCACCAAACCUCAAGGAUUUGUGGAUGUUUCAAUCCGGGUUUCCGAGGAAAGGGACGAACCUAGUAUUUAUGGUAUGAAACUCCAAAAAAUACUUGAACCUUGCUAA